Molecule: messenger RNA, 1263 nt
Organism: Mus caroli (Ryukyu mouse)
Lineage: Eukaryota; Metazoa; Chordata; Mammalia; Rodentia; Muridae
Source: RefSeq, a predicted model, not a curated record
AUGGCCAGCACAUGCUCACUGCCCACAAAGACUCUUAUUGGGAAGACCAUAGUAAUGAAGAAAAUUCUCAAACUUCUAGAAGAAGUGGAAGGCAUCUUCAAAUGGAAGACAGAACUCAUACUGGAGAGAAAAGCUAUGAAAGUGUGCAAUGUAAUGAAGUGCUUUCAAGUCACAAUCAUGCUCAGAUAUAUAAAGGAAUUCUUACUGGAGCCUUUGGACUUUAUACUGGUGUUCAAAUGCAUAGAAGAACACGCGCAGGGGAUAAACGCUGUGACUGUAACACACUUGGUAAAGCCUGUGCAUGCAACAGCCAUCUGCAAAGCCAUAAAAGAACAGAUACUAGAGAGAAGCCCUAUGAAUGUAGCCACUGUUGUAAAGCCUUUGCAUAUCAUAGUGAUCUUCUAAGGCAUAAAAGAACACAAAGAACACAUACUGGAGAGAAGCCCUAUAAAUGUAAACAAUGUGGUAAAGCUUUUGCUCUUCAUGGCAACCUUCAAGACCAUGAGAGGACACAUACUGGAGAGAAGCCUUAUGAAUGUAAACAAUGUGGCAAAUCUUUUGCACAGAAUAGGUAUUUACAGCGUCAUAAAAGAACACAUACUGGAGAGAAGCCUUAUGAAUGUAAACAAUGUGGUAAAGCCUUUUCUCUUCACAGCAAUCUUCAAAGACAUGAAAGGACACAUACUGGAGAGAAGCCCUAUGAGUGUAACCACUGUGGUAAAGCCUUUGCAUAUCAAGGAAAUCUUAAGGUUCAUAGAAGAACACAUACUGGAGAGAAACCCUACGCAUGUAACCAAUGUGGUAAAGCCUCUGCAUACCCCAGCCUUCUCCAAAGACAUAAAAAAUCACAUACUGGAGAGAAGUCCUAUGAAUGUAACCAAUGUGGUAAAGCCUUUGCUUGUCACAGCCAUCUUCAAAGCCAUGAGAGGACACAUACUGGAGAGAAACCUUAUGCAUGUAACCACUGUGGGAAAGCAUUUGCAGAAAACACUAAUCUUGAAAAGCAUAAAACAAUUCUACACUGGAAAGACUCUCUAUGUAUGUAACCAAUAUGAUAAAGCCUUUGCUCAUCACCGCUAUCUUCAAAUCCACCGAAAGACACAACAUAGAGGAAAUAGACACUAUGCAUGUACCCAGUGUCAUAAAGUGUUUUCACAUAACAGUACUCUUCCAUGCCAUAAAAGACACGGACUGGAUAGAAGCCCUAUGAAUGUAACCAAUGUUUUAAGCCUUUGCUCAACACAGCCAUCCUCAAAACCGUAA